Molecule: messenger RNA, 4420 nt
Organism: Anarrhichthys ocellatus (wolf-eel)
Lineage: Eukaryota; Metazoa; Chordata; Actinopteri; Perciformes; Anarhichadidae
Gene: zbtb16b
Product: zinc finger and BTB domain containing 16b
Exons: 7
Coding region: 1-2010 (669 amino acids)
Biological process (GO): regulation of transcription by RNA polymerase II
Cellular component (GO): nucleus
Molecular function (GO): DNA-binding transcription factor activity, RNA polymerase II-specific; protein binding
Source: RefSeq, a predicted model, not a curated record
AUGAUGUUGCCUGGGCAGGACAGCCACACCUCAUGCGUGGGCUCAGCAAAGGUCCGAGUGGAUACGGGUCUGACAAAUAUGGGUGUGCUCCAGCUCCACAAUCCCACUCACCCCAGCACGCUUCUGCAGCGUGCCAAUCAGAUGCGUCUGACCGGCACCUUGUGUGAUGUCAUCAUCACGGUGGACGGCCAGGAGUUCCCGGCGCACCGCACCGUCCUGGCCUGCACCAGCAAAAUGUUCGAGAUCUUGUUCCACCGCAGCAGCUUACGCUACGCCCUGGACUUCCUGUCCCCCAAGACCUUCCAGCAGAUCCUGGAGUACGCCUACACCGCCUCGCUCCAGGCCACAGCCGAGGACCUGGAUGACCUGUUGUACGCCGCUGAGAUCCUGGAGAUCGAGUACCUGGAGGAGCAGUGCCUGAAGGUGCUGGAGACCAUCCAGGCGGAAGAGAGCGAGGAAGUGGCGGUGAAGACUCCCACCUCCGGAGACCACAGUGACCACAGCAGGGCCAGGCACUGGAGGCACAUGUUGAUGUCCAAGAAGCAUUCCAUACAGGAUGGACCCAACCGCAUCAGUCCCACCGCUCUACACCACCUGGCGCUCUACCACAUGACGGAGGGGAGCUCUCCUGGCUCAGAGCCCAAGACGGCUCCUGAACUGAGCCCCAAGUUGGACACGGAGGUAGACAUGGAGAGCUCCCAGCAGCCUCAGCGUGGCAGUUCAGAGUUAUCCCAAGCCUCAAUCCUGGAUCCUGGCAGAAGUAUAAAAUCAGAGAGCAUGCAGGUGGAUGAUGCCAACGGCUGCGAGGGCAGGUCCUCCAGCACUGGAGAGGGAAGCUGCAUGUCAGACCAGCCCAGAGACGAGGGCCCGGGGACGCCCCUGAGAGGCAGCGUGAUCACCAGCGCUCGGGAGCUGCACAUAGGCCCAGAAGACGGAGGACAAGUGGUGGGGAACUCCCUCGACUGUUUCCCCGGGAUCUCUGAGAAACAUCUGGCCUCCAUAUACUCUGUGCCCUCCAACCACGCUGGGGAGGGGAUGCUGCCAGUGUCUCUUUCAGUGGCCCCGUCCCUGGGCGUGCCGCUGGACCCGAGGGCCUACAGCGGCCUCCUGCACCAAGGCUUGCUGCACAGGGAGCUCCUCAGCAGGCUGGGCCAGUUUGCAGCAGGGAUGAGGCACGAGGGCCAGGCUCAAGGCCAGCAGUGCUGUGGCGAGUGUGGGCUUCAGCUGCACAGCAGGCAGGCCAUGGAGCAGCACAGGAGGCUGCAUAACGAGGAGAAAGGCCACGGCUGUGAAUACUGUGGCAAACACUUCCAGGACAGCAUGCGGCUAAGGAUGCACAUGCUGUCUCACACAGCUCCUGCAGAGGCGCUGGUGUGUGAUCAGUGUGGAGCGACAUUCUCCUCAGAGGAUGCUCUGGAAGCCCACAAGCAAACACACACAGGGACUGACAUGGCGGUGUUCUGUCUGCUGUGUGCAAAGCGCUUCCAGACCCAGAAGGCCCUGCAGCAGCACAUGGAGGUCCAUGCAGGCAUGCACAGCUACAUCUGUAGCCACUGCGAGCGCCCCUUCCCCAGCCACACGACCCUCAAAAGACACUUGCGCUCGCACACUGGCGAUCACCCGUUUGAGUGUGAAUUCUGCGGGAGCUGUUUCAGAGACGACGGCACGCUGAGGGGCCAUAAACGCAUCCACACAGGAGAGAAGCCUUAUGAGUGCAACGGCUGUGGGAAGAGGUUCAGCCUCAAACACCAGCUAGAAACACACUACCGUGUCCAUACGGGUGAGAAGCCAUUCGAGUGUAAGCUGUGUCACCAACGUUCCAGAGACUACUCGGCUAUGAUCAAGCACCUGCGCACUCACAACGGAGCGUCUCCGUACCAGUGCACCGUCUGCCAGGACUUCUGCCCGAGCCUGGCCUCCAUGCAGAAGCACAUAAAGGGCCACAAGCCAGAGGAUGUGCCAGCGGACUGGAGGAUAGAAAAGACUUACCUGUACGUCUGUUACGUCUGAGCAGGACUUAGACCCCCCCCCGCACACACACUGUCACUGUUGGGUGAAAACCUCGUAACUCCAGUGUUGCUGUUUUUUCAUGCUGAAAGAUUACAUGUCUCUCUCUAUAGGUUUAAAAAAAAUAAUAUUUCAGACUCUUUUUGGAUAAACUGAAAAAAAUACAUUGUGGUAAGUUGUCAUUCUGGGAGAUACAAGGUUGUUACCUGACAACUAAGACACGCAAGCACGAAUACAAAUGUGUGUACACACUAGGGCUCCAACUAAUCUUUAGUUUCAUUAUCAAUUAGGUAAUUUUUACUACUAAGUGAUGAACCGUUUAGUAUGAGAAAUGUCAUAAAAGUAGUCACAUUUUGGUGACAAGGGGACGGACAUCUUGAAAUAACUGCUGUUAGGUCGUCCGACCGACUGUCCAGUCUGAAGAGAUUCAGUUUACAAUGAUACAAAACAGUGAAGAGCAGCGAAUUGUCACAUUUUGAGAAGCAGGAAACCCUGAAUAUUUAGCAUUUCCCCCCGAGAAAUUACUUCAACUCAAAAAUUCUUGCCGACUUAUUAUUUCAGCCCUCGUGCGCAUAAACAUACACACACUCUCCCUCUCUUCCUCACACACACAGUUUAGCUAUUCACUGCGUCUCUAAUGGAUCCACUGUGGUUUAAAGUGAAAGCCACAAUGGCUGUGACUGCUGACCUGUAUAUGUAGCUGGGGCUUUUCGAUUGAUUGAUUGAUUGAUUGAUUGAUUGCUGAACCAUCAGGCAACCCGAGUCAUCUUCUCUGAUUGUGCAGUAGACGAAAAUGAUUCCAUGAAGGCUUGAUGGGCUGACAUUUGCAACAUUAGGCAACUUGCCUAAAUUCCUGUGACUUCUAAGUUUUAUUUUCUGCUGUUGGAUUUUAUUUUGGAGUUUUUUAUGUUGCAUGUACUUGAAUGGCUGCCACCUUUUGACCUCAUAAGCUUUAUCUCUUUAAUUGCCUUGUCUUUCUUGCAGUGGGUGUUAUUUUUUCUUUUUCGAGAUAGCUUGCUGACAAUUUGAGUUUCUGUUGCAAUGUAAUAGGUUUUGCUAUUUAUAUGUUGUUUAUUUGUUACCAAAUAUGUGCUGGUUUUCGUCACAGUCUAUGUCAUCUUGGUUGGAUUUUUAGGAGAGAGAGAGAGAGAGAGAGAGAGAGAGAGAGAGAGAGCUCUACCUCUCCUAACUGUUAAACCUACUGCAAAUUAUUCAGUCAUCAGUAGUUCAAAUUUUCUAACAAAUCUAUUUCAAUGGACAAGCAGUGAGUAAAAAAAAAAAACAGCCUCUUUUAUGUGUAGGUUUUUAUUAUUAACUAUAUAUAGAUGUCUUAUAAGAUUACAGAAUCUGAAUUUCCGAGGAGAAAAUUAAAGAGAACGUGAGAAGAAGUUGUUGUUUUUUUUACAAAACCUGAAAAGAAAAAUUCUGACAUUGAAUCACUAUGAGCAGGUUAUUGUCAGUUGUUGUGUAGCUGUAAUGUACAAAUUGUCAUGGUCUGUUAUUCCCUAAUGUGAGCCUAACACAGGCCUUAUAGAUUUAAACAUGUUGUAUUUUUGUAUUACAGUAAUUUGCUAUCUGUUUACAUUUGGUAUGAUUUGAGAAACAUCUUAAUGUGUGUGUUUUAUAAGUCUCUGAUUAAGAUCCCUCCCUUGUGCCUCUUUUAUAAGUAGAGCAUUGAUGUGCUUGAGUACAUGGGUCUGUGCUACUGGUUGUUGUUUCUGGGUGUUUGUUUAUUGUUACUUAAUUAAAGAUAAGACUGCCAUGUACAUCCACUUUGUCUGAACAUUGCAACUGGAAGAAUCAUACUGUGAUUGUGACUGAUCCUCUGAGACGAGUGUGUACUUUUUACAUCACAGUCGCUUGAAAACUUGCAUCAACUUGUUCCCUUCAAAGUGACAAUGGACUGAGAUUUCUGGAUGAAAACAGUGUGUAUAGCAAAUCCCGGCGUCUGUGGGUACUUACCGAUGCCCGCUUAAGUAGCCGACAACACUCAGUGCCAUGAAAACACACAUUCACUGUAUCUAUUCUACAUGAACAUGCACUAUAAAUGGAUUUCCUUGGUGGACCAAAAGAAACAGAGCACUUUUGUUUGAAAAGGGUUUAUUCUUUGAUCUUUCUAUGUUGUGAUAAUGCAGAUGUCCUUUUAUUUGAUGUGUCCUAGAAGGAUGUGAUUAGCAUUGUUUAGAUUAUGUCAAUGUCUGUCUACCUCAGGGCCAGAUCAAAGCUCGACCUGGUAUCCAAUCAGGGUUGUUCCUCUUGCCAUGUGUGCAGUAAAAUCCCUCUUCAUUACAGCUUUGUAACACGGUGUGUGAAAGUGUUUUCUCAGUGUGGAUUCAGGCACAACUCUGUAUGCGUCAGUGUUCGGUGGCAUGGUUAAAAAAAAAAAGAAUAAAACUAUUUACUAUUUUAUGCA